UCGGUGACUCGGUCAAGCACCACUCUUGCAAACUGUAUUUUUGGUUACUUUUUUUCAGUCUUUCUUCUUUCGGUGUGGAAAAUAUCAUUCUUUUUCUAAUUGGUUGAAAAGACAAAAAGUUUUUGAAAAUAUAAAAUUGAAAAACAGAAAAGACAGAGAGGAGAGAGAGAGAGAGUGGCUCGUGUGUGUACUCUGGUGAGAAAUGGGAUGCACAGCCUCCAAGCUGGACAGUGAGGACGCCGUCCGCCGCUGCAAGGAGCGCCGCCGUCUCAUGAAGGAGGCCGUCUACGCUCGUCACCAUCUCGCCGCCGCUCACUCCGACUAUUGCCGGUCCCUUCGUCUCACCGGCUCCGCCCUCUCCUCAUUUGGCACCGGCGAACCCCUCGCCGUCUCUGAAAACACCCCCGCUGUUUUUCUCCGCCCCUCCAACCACGAUGCUCCAAGUGUCCCUUCCCCCAAACCCCCUCCUCUCGAGCCCCCCGCCGCCGCCGCCGCCGCCGCCGCCACGACAAGCCGUACACGCCGCCGCCACAACCCGUCUCAUCCCCACCGUAGGCUCCGGCUUCCCCACAUUCUCUCCGAGUCCUCUCCGUCUUCCUCCCCUGUCAGCGAGAGGUCUAAUCUCACAUUUUCUAGGUCUUUCUAUCCAACUGCUCACCAGAACUCCGCUUACUCCCGCUCUCCUUCCCAAGCUUCCUCCGUCUGGAACUGGGAGAAUUUCUACCCUCCCUCUCCCCCCGACUCUGAGUUCUUCGAACGCAAAGCUCGGGAGAAGCACCCUCCUCGUAGCCACUCCGACGCUGAAACUGAGCCCGAGGAAGUUCUCUGCAGCGAAUGGGGCGACGACCAUGACCGCUUUACUGCCACCACUUCGUCCGACGGUGAUGGGGAGGGCGAAGCUCACGCUUCCAGGUCCGGUCUUGAGUCGCCUGCUCCUGCGCAGCCUGUGAAACAGCAACCAGACCACCACGGCAAGGACGAGGUCGACCAUCUUAUGACUUCUUCCUACGGCUACAAGACGAAAAUGGUGGUAAGGCACAAGGAUUUGAAGGAAAUCCUCGACGCCGUUCAACUCUACUUCGACAAGGCUGCCUCCGCUGGUGACCAGGUCUCCGCUAUGCUUGAGAUCGGCCGUGCUGAGCUCGACCGCAGCUUCAGCAAGCUGAGGAAGACGGUGUACCAUUCAAGCAGUGUUUUCAGCAACUUGAGCGCAAGCUGGACCUCUAAACCACCAUUGGCAGUGAAAUACAAGCUAGAUGCAUCAACCCUGAAUGAACAAGGCGGCCUCAAGAGCCUCUGCUCCACUCUAGACCGACUCCUGGCCUGGGAGAAGAAGCUAUAUGAGGAUGUCAAGGCAAGGGAAGGAGUCAAGAUUGAGCACGAGAAGAAGCUGUCUGCGUUGCAGAGCCAGGAGUAUAAGGGAGGAGAUGACUCCAAGCUAGACAAGACUAAAACUUCCAUCACCAGAUUGCAAUCACUGAUCAUUGUUACUUCGGAGGCUGUUUUAACCACGUCUAAUGCCAUUCUCCGCCUCCGGGACACUGACCUUGUGCCUCAGCUUGUUGAACUCUGCCACGGAUUAAUGUACAUGUGGAAGUCGAUGCACGAGUACCACGAAAUCCAGAACAACAUCGUCCAACAAGUGCGUGGUCUGAUAAACCAAACAGAGAAAGGUGAGUCAACGUCAGAAGUACACAGGCAAGUGACGCGGGACCUAGAGUCAGCUGUCUCCUUGUGGCACUCGAGCUUCUGUCGCAUCAUCAAAUUCCAAAGGGAGUUCAUAAGCUCCCUCCACGCCUGGUUCAAGCUAAGCCUCGUUCCCUUGAGCAACGAAGACCCAAAGAAGCAGCGGUCGGAGUCAUUUGCCUUGUGUGAAGAGUGGAAGCUGAGCCUGGAGCGAGUGCCUGACACGGUGGCGUCAGAAGCCAUAAAGAGCUUUGUAAACGUGGUCCAUGUCAUAUCAAUAAAGCAAGGGGAAGAGGUGAAGAUGAAGAAACGCACGGAGAGUGCAGGAAAGGAGCUGGAGAAGAAGGCGUCGUCACUGAGGAGCAUAGAGAGGAAGUAUUACCAGGCGUAUUCGACGGUUGGGAUAGGCCCUGGACCCGAGGCCUUGGACGCACGGGACCCGCUCUCUGAGAAGAAAUCGGAGCUGGCGGCUUGUCAGAGGCAGGUGGAGGAUGAGGUGAUGAGGCACGAAAAGGCUGUGGAGGUGACUCGGGCUAUGACUCUCAACAAUCUUCAAACCGGCCUGCCAAAUGUCUUCCAAGCCCUCACCAGCUUCUCAUCUCUCUUCACCGACUCUCUGCAGACCGUCUGUUCUCGUUCCUACUCUAUCAACUGAUAUCAUGUCCCCAAGUCUCGAUGUUUUGUUUGUUUGUUUGUUUGUUUGUGGCAGCUGUAAAUUUACCAUUGCUUGCUUGCUUCUCUUUUGCUUUAACCCUGUGACUGUGAGCAUUAAAUUAAUUAACGGCCUGAACUUUUUUAAUA
This is a messenger RNA of Eutrema salsugineum, 2487 nucleotides long. RefSeq names its product nitrate regulatory gene2 protein. NCBI's taxonomy places the organism in Eukaryota, Viridiplantae, Streptophyta, Magnoliopsida, Brassicales, Brassicaceae. The record is from RefSeq and is a predicted model, not a curated record. The transcript has 4 exons. The coding region runs from base 203 to 2341 and encodes 712 amino acids.